This is a messenger RNA of Pseudomassariella vexata, 1220 nucleotides long. RefSeq lists its product as uncharacterized. The record is from RefSeq and is a predicted model, not a curated record. The transcript is spliced from 4 exons. Bases 359 to 952 code for a protein of 197 amino acids. NCBI's taxonomy places the organism in Eukaryota, Fungi, Ascomycota, Sordariomycetes, Amphisphaeriales, Pseudomassariaceae.
GUUUAGUAUAGAUUUGAUCCCCCCAGAAUCAUUGGCGAUGGCAGUGCUAUUAAUUUCCGCACAUGUCCUCAGCCUAGCCUUGUUCCCGGUCUGUCAGACGGCAGCGCCCGAGGUGAUCCGCCAUACCUUGUGACACGCUAUAUUUUAGCUCGUCUGUAAAUAGAAUCGUAUGGAUCCAGGUCAAAAGGUGAUGUUGUAGAAAUAGCUAUAUAAUUGAGGACUGCUCACCCCAAUGUGGCACCAGAUCCAGCUCCCUGUGUCGGAUUAUCUUUACAUUCUUUAACCCCGACUUAUUAUAUUCGUUUGUUCGCUAGUUCGUUCAUUUAUUCAUUCAUUUAUUUGCCAAAUCAGAAACACAAUGCGCUGCUCUAUUCCCGCUGUCCUUCCCGCCAUUUUGGCUGCUGGUUCAGUCCAGGCUCUGGCUAUUCCUACCGAUGUCGAUCUUACCAAGGCUGUGACUACGACCUGGGACGGUGCUAAGCGUGAGGUCGACCUGGCCACCCGAGCUCCAGUUGAAAAGCGCCUCGUUAUUGCUACCAUCCUCACGGCUGCUGCUACAGCUGCUGCUACAGCUGCCGCUAGCGAGGCUGCCGUCAAAGCGGUAGACGCAGCGGUAGACUUUAUCAAGGAUCUCGCCGACUGGGACGAUGCCCGUGAGGCAUUCACUCAGAACACCACGGCCACCAUGUGGGCCAACAAUCCCGACGUCAACUUGUACCCAGCGGCCAUCUGCUACAACAAGGGAUGGUCUGUUAAGGAUUCAUCUCUCAUUUCCGAUGUUGUCUCGGUCAAACUUGAGUUGGGGGUGCUGAACACUGACUACGAUUGCAUGUACAUGCAAAGUGGCAACCAGUUUUACACUGAGAGCGAAGGCGGAUUUAUCAAUCUGUCAUACUCCUACAACGAGCUGUGCAGCUUCGAUCAGGUCACCGGUGAUCUGACCUGUAACUAAGAAACUCGGGAAUGGUGAUUUCGGACCAAGGGCAUAUGAACCACACUAUGCUAUGUGAACGAUGGAUAUAAGAGUAGGAACUGUACUAAAAAGGUCCUUGCAAUCGGUAGACUCUAAUUCUUGUCGUACGCAUCCUUAGGUGCUGUAAGAUAUAUAAUUUUACAUAUUUAUCUAACUAUAGGAUAUUGACUACUUUUCUCUAAUGUGGUCACUUAUUAUCAAAACAUAGAGAUAAUAUUAUUGUGACGAAAACUCAACUAGUCUAGCU